AUGGCUACCCGCAAGUGCGCCGCUGUCGUUGUUGGCGCUGGCCCGGCCGGCGUUGCUGUGAUGGGCAAUCUUCUGGAGCGACAGCUAGGAUCUAUCGCAUGGAUUGACCCCAGCUUUACCGCCGGUAGAGUCCACGCCAAGUACCGCGAGGUCCCUAGCAACACCAAGGUUUCAUUUUUCCAAGCAUUCGCAACGGCAACUCAGCCAUUCCAAAAGAUCAUUGAUAACUCCCGCUCACCAAACGCAUUCACUACUCUGGCCAAACUGGACCAAGAGAAAACAUGCACCCUGAGCUAUGCGGCAGACAUGAUCCACGGUCUGACCGACGGCCUGGUGAAAAUGGAACAAGUCCAUGCCUUCCAAGGCUUUGUUGCAGCAGCCAAUCUCAAUGAGCAGGCCUGGACAAUCCGCGUCAGACAGCAGGGCUCACCUGAUCUCAACAUCGAAACCACCCGCCUGAUCCUCUGCACAGGCGCCCACCCCACUAACGUCCCGGUCCCGGUCCCCGGACUGAACAUUCAGCGUUUGGACCUCGACCUAGUCCUCAAGCCCACCGAGCUAGCACAGACCCUAGAGGAUAAGCCUCUCACGGUAGCCAUCGUCGGCGCUUCUCAUAGUGCCAUCCUAGCCAUCCUCAAUUUCAUCCAUCUCGCCAACACCUCCCACCCUAAUCUCCGCAUCAAGUGGUUCGCCCGCCAUGCGCUCCGCUACGCCGAAUUCAAAGAUGGCUGGAUUCUGCGCGAUAACACCGGAUUGAAGGGCCACGCUGCAGAAUUUGCCCGCGAGCAGCUAGAAGAUGAUAAGCUUCCCAUUUCCGAUGCAGGCAAAGUUCUGACUAAGAUCGACUGCGCGGGUGGUCGGGAUAUCGAGUCUGCCCAAUAUCAGAAGUACCUGCCGGAAUGUGACUAUAUUGUCCAGGCGGUCGGAUACACCCGUGACCCAUUGCCGCAGCUGACUCGAAACAACGCUCCCCUUUCUAUGGAGUUUGACCAUGAUACUGGCGCCUUCCACGAACCGGGUACUGGCCCUGUUAUCUCGGGCCUGUAUGGUGCCGGUAUUGCUUUCCCUGAGCGGGUCGUCGAUCCUCAUGGCAAUGUCGAAUAUGCUGUCGGUUUCUUCAAGUUUAUGAAGUUCUUGAAGCGGGUUGUUCCUUCUUGGGUCAAGGGGGUCCAGGGUUAG
Molecule: messenger RNA, 1179 nt
Organism: Penicillium salamii
Lineage: Eukaryota; Fungi; Ascomycota; Eurotiomycetes; Eurotiales; Aspergillaceae
Source: the annotation of a GenBank genome assembly